GCUGCUCGGCGUACUGCUGCACAAUCGAACGAGGGUCUCUCUUGCUCCUGCAGAUCUCGACGAAUGCUCUCCUAACUUCUCUGCUGUCUAUCGCAUUGUACACUACUUGGUCGUUAACCCUGCGCACCGAAGACAUCUACGAGGAAUAUGCGGGUCGUCGGCACAUUUCAUCCCUCAUCCUCCGUCUCGCGCUCCCUCAAAUGCACUCUGACGGCGGACCCGAGCCUGGAGUUUCUCGUCAUUGCCAAGACAGACAAGCUCGAAGUGCACUCCCUCCAGCCGGAAGGCCUGAAGCGGGAAUGCGUGUUGGACAUGUGGGGGAGGGUCGUGGGUCUGCAGGCCGUACCAGCCGAAGAAGAAGGGCGGUCGCAUAUUCUGGCCAUGACCGACCACCCCGAUCCUGAGCUUAUCCUCCUCUCGUACGAUGUGAAAGACGGCGUCGCUUCCCUCACCCCGGCAGGCCACCAUUCUCUUGCGGACCGGGCGGCACGACAGGCAGAGUUCGUGACCGACUUCCAGGUCGAUCCCUCCGGAACAGUUGCCGUUGCAAGUUGCUACACAGGGAAGCUCAAGGUCGUCACAGUGAGCGAUGGAAAAUUGGAUACAGCGUUUGACGUCUCGCUCCCCGAGCUCAACCUCCUGGCCUUCACGUUCCUACACACAGGCCAGGAAGAUCGCUACUCCCUCGCCCUCCUCCACCUCAACCAUCGCCGCCAAAUCCAGCUCCUCUGCCGCGAUGUUGACCUCGCCGAAUUCGAGCUCUCCCCCGUACACUCCAACAUCCUCCUCACAGCGACCCUAUCAGACAAGACUUUCCCCUCACUCGAGUCCCCCCUGAUGCUCGUCCCGAUCCCGCAGCACGAGACGGACGCCGACGAAGGCGACGACGACGCUCCCGCGCACCGCGGCGGGGUGCUCAUCCUCGGGGGCCGCAAGAUCCUCUUCUACGAGCACUCGACGGAAGAGCAGCAGGAGACACGCAAAGAGAAGCACCGUCGGCUGAGCAAGCGCCUCGCGAGCGAGGACGAGGCGAAGGCGCAGGAGGCGAAGAAGAAGGAGAAGGAGCGCGAGUCGAGGAGGAUCAAGCCCCGCGCGAGCGUGAAGUGGCCCUGGGCGGCAGUGACGGCAUGGACCGCCGUGGACGCGGAACGGAGACGAGUCUUGCUCGGGGACGCGUACGGCCGCCUCGCCAUGAUCGCGUUCGACGACGGCAAGAUGUGUCUGAACCUGAUCCCUCUAGGCGAAGCUUCAUCCCCAACGUGUUUGUCGUAUCUCUCGUCGCAAGUGCUGUAUCUCGGCUCGCAUUACGGCGACUCGCAGCUGCUGCGCAUCCACCCCACCCCGUUCGCGAACGCCACGGUCGACACGCUGCCCAUACCCAGAGGCGUGUCGUCGGUCCCGCCCUCAUCGCUCGCAGGGUCCGGAAAAGGCAAAGCUAAGGCGACCUCUGGGGUAGGCGACGCGGAAAGCGGCAGCGCGCGUGAAGGCAGGGUCGUGAACACGCAGGGUACGUUCCUCGAGGUGCUGCAGAACUUCGACAACAUCGCGCCCAUCAUGGACGCGGCGCUCGCGGAUAUAGACGGGAGCGGCCAGCCGCAAGUCAUCACUUCUUCUGGAGGGCGCAAUACGGGCUCGCUGCGCGUCAUACGGACAGAGGCAGACUUCCAGGAGCAGGCGAGGUUGGAUGGCUUGAUCGGCGUCACCGAUAUCUGGCCAGUCAAGACGCACUCUGCGGAGCCGAUACACACACACCUCGUCGUCUCGACUCUGCGCGAAACGCACGUAUUCGCGUUCGAAGGCAAGGACGCGAUAGCGCACCUCGACCCGUCUGUCGCAGGCUUCACCACGCACGCGCCAACGUUCGUCCUCGGCAAUAUCCCGCGGAGGGUAGUCUCUGCGAGCGGGACGUCGUCGUACGAACACUCGUCGUUGGUCGUGCAGAUUACGUCGGAGGGUAUUCAGCUGGUGGAGUAUGAGCCUACCUUAUUUGCGUUCGGGAAAGUCGGCCCGGGGUGGUAUCCGAAGCAGGUGGGCGGAGAGUAUGCAGGGCGUGAGAUCGUUGCGGCGGCGAUGAGCCCGAGCCAGUUUGUCGUGGGGCUGAGCGGAGGACGGCUGGCGCUCUUCAACCUGGGCCAGAAGGACACCGUGCAGUUGUUGACGACGCGCAACUUCCCAGACGAGAUCUGCGCCAUCUCCUGCCAGCCCUACGAUUCGUCCAAGAAUUACGCAAGCGCGAUCGCCGUCUCCUUCUGGGGCUCGAACAAAGUUGCAGUCCUCGCGCUCGACCCCUCAUCGCCCCUCGCGACGGUCUGUGACACCGCGCUGCCGACGCUACCGCGCGUGGUGCUUCUGCACAACUUCGGCACGGGCGGCCGGCCGAAGGACCCAGAUUUCCACCCGCACCUCCUCGUCGGCCUCGCGGACGGCACGCUCGUCACGUACGCGCUGCGAGACGGGAAACUGCACGAUCGGAAACAGAGUGGGCUGGGGAACGCUCCCGCGAGCUUGUCGGUGUGCGAUGUCGAUGGGAGGACGGUCGUGUUCGCGAGCGGGGCGAGGUCUAGCGUGUUGUUCUGGGAUCGGCAGAGGGUCCGGCCGUCCCCAGUAUCCGUCAAGGACAUGAUCAAGGGCGUGACUCUCAAUACUGCGGCGUUCCCGUCGUGCUUGGCUAUCGCGACGUCUUCGGCGCUGCUGAUUGGCACCGUGCGUGGCUUGGAUAAGAUGCAGAUCCGAACGAUUCCACUCGGUCUGGACAGUCCAAGAAGGCUAGGCUAUCACGCCGGACAGGGAGUGUUUGGUGUCGCGUGCACGCGCACGACUCCUGACAGGAUUGGUGACUAUGAGGAGGUGACGGGAUCGUUCAAGCUACUGGACGCGCACUCGUUCCAACAGCUGCACAACUUCUUGUGCCAAGCUGACGAAGAGCCUUCAUCCGUUCUGACGCUUCCGGCCCACGGGUCAGGGGCGUCUCCUGCUUUCGCCCUCGGGACGGUGUACAUCCGUCCAGAAGAGAGGGAGCCAUCGAAGGGGCGCAUCUUGUUGUUCUCAGUCUCGUCUACGGAGGGCGCACGGGGUGCGAACGUGCGCUCUUUGCAUACCCUCGCGUCAGUGAACGUCGGGGGGUGCGUGUAUGCACUCGCGAACCUCUCAGAGAACCUCAUCGUCGCCGCCAUAAACACCUCUGUCGUGCUCUUCAAGAGCACCGAGAACGAAGCAGGAGAAUCAACGCCUCUGUCGCUGGAGAAGGUCACGGAGUGGAACCACAACCAUUUCGUCACCAACGUCGUUGUGGAUGGUGAACGCAUCCUUGUCGGCGACGCGAUAAGCUCCGUCUCGGUCCUCAAGUGGAAUGAGCGGCUAGAACGGCUAGAAAGCAUCGCACGCGACUACGGCCCGCUUUGGCCAAUCGCGAUUGAGGGCACCGGCAACGGUCUCAUCGGCGCGAACGCGGAUUGUAACCUGUUCUCCUUCUCACUUCAAAGCGUUCCGCACCGAACUUACCUCGAAAAGGACGGGGUCUAUCAUCUCAACGACGUAACGAACAAGUUCGUCAGAGGUGCCCUGACAUCGACCGACGUCGCCGAGGACCAGGUCGUGAAAGCGAGCCAUGUAUUCUUCACGUCCACCGGUUGCAUAGGCGCGAUCUUGGACAUGAACGACGUCACGUCAUUACACAUGACUGCGCUACAGCGCAACAUGGCCAAGACGCUCACAGGGCCGGGCGGAGACAACCAUACGAAACUGAGAGCUCCCUCUACUCCGCGCGGGCAUACCGACGCGGAAGCAUCCUAUGGGUUCUUGGACGGCGACUUCUUGGAGCAAUACCUGACCCACCCGCAUCCAGAGCAGUUCAUGGAAGGCGAAGUCGAAGCGGAGCGCAUCACAUUGUCCAUCGACGCCGUUAAGGAUGUCCUCGUGCAAAUGCAAAGUCUGCACUGACGGUGCCUACAUGUCAGAUAGAAUCACGUAUUGUGUAGCAAACUAAACGUAGAGUUGUUGUAGUAUACGCUGUAUUCCUACCGGAUUGCCACAUUCC
Molecule: messenger RNA, 4036 nt
Organism: Dichomitus squalens LYAD-421 SS1
Lineage: Eukaryota; Fungi; Basidiomycota; Agaricomycetes; Polyporales; Polyporaceae
Exons: 15
Coding region: 148-3939 (1263 amino acids)
Biological process (GO): DNA repair; proteasome-mediated ubiquitin-dependent protein catabolic process
Cellular component (GO): nucleus; site of double-strand break
Molecular function (GO): nucleic acid binding; protein binding
Source: RefSeq, a predicted model, not a curated record